AUGCAAAUGAGAGUCGUUUUACAAUGGUUUUAUGAUUGGUGGAGAAAUUAUAAUCUAUUCAUGUUGGAAGAAAAUGACUACUAUGAAGAAAAUCACUCGAAAGAUCCAGUCAUUGCCCUCAAACAUCAAAAAUAUACCACCCGACUAUACAUUCUUCUCCUCAUGGUUUCACUCUAUGUUUUGUUUUACAUCACCUUAAUGAAUCCACAUUCUCAAACGAUCACGAUUUAUGAAAUUAAUCCAAAUAUUUUCACUGAACUUUAUUCGAAUCAUAAAGAAACGCUUUCAUGUCCAUGUUCAACAGUUACAAUACCUUACAAGAACUUUGUUUCAAAUACAAUUACCUUUCACUCAAUUUGUUCGAGUGUUUUUGUUAGCAAACCUUGGAUAGAAGCAUUAUACUUGAUCAAUGCAAGCGACUACGGACCUUCCGACUUUCGGACAACAGCCCGAUCUCAAUUUCAACUUCUGGCCGAUCUGUGCUCAAUCUCGAGUGAUACAGUUUCUCAGAGUCAAAUCGAUUUCGACAAUGAUGAAUAUCUUACAAUUCAUCUUCAGUCUGCCGAACGCCUGCAAUUGGAAGUUAAUGCGACGAUCAAUCUCAUCAAGAACAGCAUCUCGACACAGAUUAUAUCAUUUCUGAAUUACCUUCGCGUCUAUGUUCGCGGCAACUAUGUAGUCUCAGCAUUGAAUACAAAUCUCAUCUUUGGAAGUUACUAUCUCAAUAAUCAAUAUACCAUUCAUCAACUACAGACACAAUUUACUGAAGAUACGACCAUUUUUGUUACGACACCUGAAACGUUGAUGUGUGGCACGCAAAAUCCAGUUAGUCCUACAAGUUUCUCAUCAAGAUCCGGUGUGAUAGGAUUGUUUGUUAUAGCCGGGUGGUCAAGACCGCCAUCAAAUAUGAUAUUUGUCGAUGGAUUCUUUGCUGGAUGCACUCCGCUCGAAGCUCUCCUACCAAGUACACUCGAUUGUUUAUAUGAUAUUAAGUGCAUCCAGAUACUGAUCACCUAUUUUCUAAAUCUCGACAAACUGAAUUUCAACUGGACAAGUGAAAUUUUGCCAGGCGAGCAACAGAACAUCACUGUGUAUGAUUAUCUGCGCGAUCUUUUCGUCAAAGAAUGGUCCACCGAAGUGAAUUAUGCGGAAUAUUUUGCCGAAUGCUUGCCAUCAUCAUGUUCCUAUAUAACAACCGCUCGAACUAAUCUUCCUUAUGCGAUUACAAUGUUUAUUAGUUUAUACGGUGGUUUAAUAAUCAUUCUUCGUUUAGUUGCGCCAUUUCUAUUCGAAAUGUUUCUCAAAUUCAAAGAAGUUGUCGAAGAUAAGAAUCUUUUUAUUUUAUGUCAUAAUAUUCAUCCAAAGAAGCUCUUUCGAUCGAUUCAGCAAGUCAAUCUUUACAAACAUAUCGAGAAAAGAUCGGAAGAGGAUAUCAGAAAACAGAGACUGAUCACGCGAGUUUAUUUGAUUCUCUUAGGAGUUUCAUUCACCAUUCUUCUAAUCUUCACUUCACUAAGUACAGAAAUCGCAACAAUAACCGAAGCGAAUCCGUCUUUAUUAACUUACGAAGAAUUACAAAUCUUGCAUCCCAACACAUUGCUGUGUCCUUGUUCAACAACAACUAUACCUUAUGAAAAGUUCCUAAGUCUAUCCCCAGUUUUGCAUCAAGUUUGCUCGAGCGAUUGGGUUUCCGAUCGUUGGCUUUCCAUCUUGCAAUAUGUCGUUGAUUACAACACAGAAGAUUGGCGAAACCGAGCAUACUUACAAUUUAAGUUACUAUCGAAUCUUUGCCAAUUAGCGAAGAAUACAAUCGAUGAUGCCGUUCAUCACUUUCUUUCUCAAUCGUUGAUUAUUGCUAGUGUUCUUUCGGAGAUGGAAUUUCGCACUCAAUUAGACGCAACACUGAAUCAGUUUUCUCAAUCAACUAUCACUUCAUUUGGUUCUUUAGUUAACAUCGCCCGACUACUCACCCAAGUCGACCAAUUCUAUCUAGGAUCGAGAAAAAACGAUUGGGACACAAUCCAAGAUCCAUUCUUAACAGGAGUUAUUCAACCGAAUAACCUCACAUUACAAAUAGCAUUUAGCUUACCGGGAACUCGUUAUGUAAAUUUGUCAUCGAUCAAUUGCAUUUGUGCAACAAAUUCUUCUUGUCAAACUUCAGUAGCUGUUUAUCAAAUGGAUAGUGUUUGGAAUUCACGUAUCUAUGCGUAUAUAAGUUACAUCGUUCCUGGUUCGCUUGCUAGCUGUUCAACAUUCAGUUCUCUUCUAUUUUCACAACUGUUUUGUUACUAUUCCGAAUCGAAUUGUUAUUCGAUUCUAAUGACCUAUAUGAAAGACAGUUAUUAUCAAAAUGUGGAAUUUCCACAAUGGUACCAAGCCAAUCCGCUUAUUUAUUAUCCAAAUGCCAGUCGUUAUCCGCCUAACACAUCAAUUUCAACAAUAGUCGAACAAAUUAUGAUCGAACAGUGGAACCCAUCUUAUUCUUAUAAGUACUUUUAUGGCUUGUGUGCACCGAAAUAUUGCACUUAUUCUCUACGAAUGCGCACCAAAACGAUUGUGGAAGUGGUGAUCAUUCUCAUUUCGAUGAUCGGUGGUCUGACUUUUGCAUUACAAAUUUUCGCACCAAUAUUGUUGAAUGUAUUUUCCAUACGAGAUUUUGGUAGCCAUGCUGAUCGAGCGACAGCGAAACAUCUUGGCAAAUGGGCAACACGUCUCUACUUUGUUCUUUUGAUCCUUGGUCUUACUAUUCUCACAUUGUAUACUAUCAUUCAACCUCAAACUGUAACAACCACAUUCGAUAAACCAUCGUUUAAAAGUUAUACACAGUUGGAACAAAAGUAUGGAGAGAAAUUUAAAUGUACAUGUUCGAAAAUUGCAACAAAAUACAAUGAAUUUACUAAGAUCAAUGCAGAAUUUCAUAAAAUUUGCACAAGUCCGAUGACAUCCGAUCAAUGGCGGUAUGAAAUUUCCAAUGGUCUUGUCUCAAACUUAUCGAUUUACGGACAACAAGAUUAUCGUCGUUUUCUUGCAGCUCAUUUACAAUAUCUUCAAGGUUUAUGUCAACUUUCCAUUCAAUCUAUUCAGAGCACUAUUGAACAAUUUCUCACGUCAUUAUUCAUAACAACUGAACUUUUAAGAGAAAAUGACUUUCACUCACGUCUGAAUUUAUCAAUCAAACAGAAGAAAUCGACCGCUUCGAAAACAUUGACACGUCUUUUCUUCCUGAUUCGAAGUGUUAAUCAUGGCAAUGCAUUCGUUUCCAGUUAUGGCACAAAUUUCGAGUAUCUCUCCACUUGGUUUACAUCGAGUGUCUACGUUCCAUUUAUUCCGAGUCGAGCGAUUAUCUAUGAUGGCAACUGUUCAUGUGGAUUACAUUCCAAUUGUACUACUCAAGCUAAUUUUAUUGAUGAACAAAAACUGUCUGCUGCAAUUCCAAUUAAAGGUUUAAAAAUGGGCUGCUUACCAAGUGAAUCUCUCCGUUCGUCAACGCUCGAAUGCUUCUAUGAUCAAUCGUGUCUGAAUCUGGUUCAAAAAUAUACGAAUGCAACAAUACUAAUCAACUCGUCAACACCGCUAUCAAUAGCAGAUAGUCGAUUUUUCAUCAACACCACUGUUGCUGAACUUAUGGACGAACUAUUUGUCGAACAGUGGGCAACAACAAUUAAUUAUUCAUUAUAUUUCGAGCAAUGUUUGCCUUUGUUGUGUUCAUAUACUUAUAAUCAGCCGUUCAGUGUGCUCUACACUAUUACUGUUAUGCUUGGUCUUCAAGGUGGUCUUUCCAUUGUUUUAGAAUGGAUCUGUCCAAAAAUAGUUCGAAUCAUCAGAAAGAAAUACUCGCAAACUAUUCAUCCGACAGCAUCGACGGAUACACAAUCAACGAGCACUUCAUUCGAAACUAUGAGUGUUCAACGAUCAAACCGAUCGUAUAUGAAUGCGAUUUCAAUAUGUUUAAUAAUUACGAUUACAAUCGCUUGUCUUACACUCUUUUCGAUUUAUGUCCUUCGGUCGAAGAAGACGACAACUAAUCCAGAUGAAUUUUCAUUGCCUACGACAAUUAACAUCGAUGAAAGUACGAUGGCGACAAGUACAAUGACCACAACAACAACUUCAACUUCGACGGCACAUAUACCCAUGUGUCAGUUGCAGUUUCAAAUAGCAGUUCGCUAUAAUAAUACUUCGAAUGCUGGACUCAAAUCUCCUGUUAUCGCUGAUCUGAAUGGAGAUAAUCUAGCUGACAUUGCUUUUUUCAAUUAUAAAACUAGCAGCAUUCAUGUUUUGCUUGGGGAUGGUCGUGGAUACUACACAAACGAAAUGAAAACUUUCGUAAUGACAUUUAACACAUGGUAUUUCGGUUUAGCAGUAAGCGACUUUAAUAAUGAUAAAAUACCUGAUGUCGUAAUGACUAGUGAAAGUCUAGCUUACAUAUACAUGAUGUUUGGUAAUGGCAAUGGAACAUUUCGAUCGUUAGCGAAGUUUUAUAUGGGAGACAGUACGAAUUUACGAGGUAUUAUUGCUUAUGAUUUUAAUGGUGAUAAUAACAAUGAUAUAGCUGUGUCUGCUCCAUCGUUUAACAUACUCAUUGUUUUAUUAGGAAAUGGAGAUGGAUCGUUUCGAAAUAGGACAACAUACUAUACCGGGCUUAAUGCAAAUCCAUCAACAGUGGAUCAAGCUGAUUUUAAUGGUGAUGGUCAUCAAGAUAUUAGUUACAAUACGAUUAAUAGCCGAGGCUUUGGUGUGUUGCUCGGCAGAGGUGACGGAACAUUUGAACCGCAAAAGACCUCAUUUGUUGGUGGCAAUUAUUAUCCAUCGUACAUUGCGAUUGGUGAUUUCAAUCGAGAUAAUCAUUCGGAUGCUGUUGUUUCCUACAGCGGUGGUAAACGAAUUGGUGUCCUAUUAGGCAAUGGUGAUGGAACGAUGAGUCCGGUGGAAAAAUAUAUUGUAGGAAAUAAAACAUACUAUACACGACCUGCCACUGGUGAUUUCAAUAACGAUGGUAUAUCAGAUAUAGCUGUCAAUCCGACUUCCCGGUCUGUUAUCUAUAUUCUAGUUGGAUAUGGUGAUGGGGACUUCGAUACACAAAUGAUCUUUUCAACAGGAUUAACUGGCAGCUAUACUUGGAUCGUUGUUGGCGAUUUUAACAACGAUCAUUGUCAAGAUAUACUCGCUUCAGAUGACACUGCUGGUGCCAUGUUCGUUCUAUUGAAUACUUGUGCAUGCCAUUGA
Molecule: messenger RNA, 5223 nt
Organism: Adineta ricciae
Lineage: Eukaryota; Metazoa; Rotifera; Eurotatoria; Adinetida; Adinetidae
Source: the annotation of a GenBank genome assembly